This is a messenger RNA of Musca vetustissima, 771 nucleotides long. RefSeq names its product luciferin sulfotransferase-like. Gene Ontology annotation, molecular function: sulfotransferase activity. NCBI's taxonomy places the organism in Eukaryota, Metazoa, Arthropoda, Insecta, Diptera, Muscidae. The transcript has 5 exons. The record is from RefSeq and is a predicted model, not a curated record. Gene Ontology annotation, cellular component: cytoplasm. Gene Ontology annotation, biological process: sulfation. The coding region runs from base 1 to 771 and encodes 256 amino acids.
AUGAAAUCCGGUACCACAUGGAUGCAAGAGGCUGCCUGGUUGCUGCUGAACAAUUUGGAUUAUAAACAAAGUGAAAUGGUGGCCCUGAAUCAGCGUAGUGCUUUUAUAGAAUAUCAGGGCCUAAGACCCUUUUAUGCGAAUCCAAUUAAAUUGUCUGAACAGCUGCCAAGUCCACGAUUAAUAAAAAGUCAUCUACCCGACUAUCUAUUGCCACAAGAAAUUUGGAAACAGAAAACAAAGCUAAUCUAUGUGGCCCGAAAUUGCAAAGAUGUCAUCGUAUCGUCAUACCACUUCACCAAAAAUGUUGGCCAUUGGUCGGGACCAAACCUCGAAGCAUAUGUCAAUGAUUUCAUAAAUGAUGAAAUAAUUUAUACGAAUUAUUGGUCUCACAUUCUGAACUUUUGGCAUAUACGUAAUGAGCCGAAUAUUUUCUUUAUUACCUAUGAAGAAAUGUCGCGGAAUUUGAAAGGUGUUCUCGAGAGGCUCUGUCGAUUUUUGGAAAGACCCCAAUUAAAUCAGAAGGAAAUGGAAAAACUAUUGGAUCACUUGUCAUUUGAUAAUAUGAAGGAAAAUAAACAAACGAAUGCCACUGCUUCGAUGAAGGCCAAAAUUCCCAACAUCAAGGAGGAUUUUCAAUUUAUGCGCCGCGGCAUUGUGGGUUCGUACCGAGACGAAUUGAGUCCAGAUUUACAAACCAAAAUCGAUGAGUGGUCCAAGAAAGUGUUAGCCGAACAUGGGCUAGCUGAGGAGGACAUUUUUGGGAAAUUUUAG